AUGAUGGAAUUAAAUAGAACGUGCAAAGGGCCGCUGCCUGGAGGUCGCCAGGGCGCGUCUGGAGCGAACCGCAAGCCGAGCGCGAGGUGCUGCACGACCACCCAGCAGCCCCUCGCAUCCAUCAUCCCCACCAGCUGGCUUGGUGUCGGCAGGGUCUUCGCGGGCCCAGCAAUCGGCACCCGCCUUUGGUGGAGUACGCCGCAUGCGUUGGACAACCCAGAUGAACAGCAACGCAUUGCGGGCGUAUUUUAG
Messenger RNA from Parnassius apollo (apollo), 252 nucleotides. The record is from the annotation of a GenBank genome assembly. Lineage: Eukaryota; Metazoa; Arthropoda; Insecta; Lepidoptera; Papilionidae.